AUGCGCGCGCGCCGACUCCGACGCGCGCUCGCGUGCGUCGCGUGCGUCGCCGCGUGCGUCACCGUCGUCGGUGCGUCUUCGGAUGCGCUGAAAGACGUCACCGAAAGGGUCGGUGCGCCGAAUUCGUCGCCGAAACGCUCGAGCGAGCGCUACGUGCUCCAAACGACGCGCGGCGACCUCACGCUCGCGCUGUACGACGACGAGGAGGAGAACGUGGCGCCGUUGACGAUCGCGCACGUUCGCGAGAUGCUCAAGCUCGGGAUGUACGCGACGAAUCACGUGUUUAGGAUCGACAAAGGAUUCGUCGCGCAGAUCGCCGACGUGAAAGGUGGACGACGCGCGGCGAUGAAUACGGCGCAGACGCGUUUGGCGGAGAAGACGGUGAAAGGGGAGUUUAAGAACCAACCGAAACACUCGCGGGGGCGGUUGAGCAUGGCGCGUUGGGACGAUCCGGAUAGCGCGACGUCAUCUUUCAGCGUUCUGUUGGGCGACGCGCCGCAUUUGGACGGGAAGUACGCGGUCUUCGGAGAGGUCGUGGGGGAGGAGAGCGAGGCGACGUUGAGGCGGUUAGAGGCGAUGGAGACGAAGAGGGAGGGAAUAUUUGUGAUGCCCAAGGAGCGGGUGGAAAUUUUGGCGACGUAUGUCGUCGAGGGUGGGCAGUGCGGCGGCGACGAACCAGAGGACGGGGAUUGCCGAGACGAGCUCCGGACGUGUACAGAGCGCGCGGAUUCCCUCGCGAAGGAGCUUCAUGAGAUUCGCUCCGCGCGUCUGCCAGGGAACUAG
Messenger RNA from Ostreococcus tauri, 783 nucleotides. RefSeq names its product Cyclophilin-like peptidyl-prolyl cis-trans isomerase domain. NCBI's taxonomy places the organism in Eukaryota, Viridiplantae, Chlorophyta, Mamiellophyceae, Mamiellales, Bathycoccaceae. The transcript has a single exon. Gene Ontology annotation, biological process: protein peptidyl-prolyl isomerization. The coding region runs from base 1 to 783 and encodes 260 amino acids. Gene Ontology annotation, molecular function: peptidyl-prolyl cis-trans isomerase activity. The record is from RefSeq and is a predicted model, not a curated record.